This is a messenger RNA of Gaeumannomyces tritici R3-111a-1, 325 nucleotides long. RefSeq lists its product as hypothetical. The record is from RefSeq and is a predicted model, not a curated record. The transcript is spliced from 2 exons. Lineage: Eukaryota; Fungi; Ascomycota; Sordariomycetes; Magnaporthales; Magnaporthaceae. Bases 8 to 325 code for a protein of 105 amino acids.
GCUCUGCAUGGGCACCAACUACACCGUGGCCAGCGGCGACACAUGCGAGUCAAUUACGGCCGAUCACGGCCUUGCAAUCGACCGCUUCCUUGAGGACAACAGCAUCGACUUCCACUGCCAGUCGCUCGAGGUAGGAUCUACCGUCUGCGCCGACCAGAAGUGCCGACUGGGGACGGUCCCGGAAAAUGCCACAUGCGCCGACCUUUUGCGCACCAACGACUUUACCCUAACCGGGCUGCUAUCUUGGAACCCCAUUAUCCACUCCACCCGCAACAACCACCCGACCCUCGCCGGCAGGACCAUAUUCUUGUCAUCCUCGCUUUGA